GCAACGAUCAUCUGGCGAGCUCAUUUACAUUCCCACCCAUCUCCCAAAUGUCCGUCCGCAACCGCAAGAAUCAAGGAAAGGACCCCAUCGCACCUUUCGAGGAGGAGCUGCUGACUUAUAUCAAUGCGAGACACGACGAUUUAGUCGUUUGCGCUCAAUACUUUGCCAACUCAAAGAAUGCGCUUCAAACCAAAGUGUCAGACAUUGAUUCUGCGGGUUUUACAUUGAAAUAUGUCGACAAAAACAUGGAAGGCGAGCUUGCGCAAAAGGAGGUGCGGGUAGCGUUUGAUAAACCGGUUGCAACAAAGGAGGCCGUCAAGGAUAAGUUUUUGACAUUGGCGAAGGAGGCGCGAACGGGUUUGGGAUUGGUUGUUGACAAGAAAUACGUUGCACCGGGAAGCACGCCUCGACUUGACUUUUACCCUCCUGCUCAAAUUCUCACAGGUGCGGCCGCACUUUGGACGGUGGGUCUGGGCGGUGCCUUUGCGCCCCUUCCACCAGUUGCAGAGUUUUAUCGAAACGAACUAGGAGGGAAACAAAUAUUUGAGAACGUCAUAAUGGGUGUGCUAGUGCUACACGGCCUGGAAGCGUUGGUGGUACUCGGAUUUGGAGUGUAUGGACGAUUUUCUUUCCUAGACUUGGUGAAAUCAGCGGUAUUAACCAUACUGUUUGGGAUGGCGUGCGUGGGGCCAAUAAUCAAGACUGCGGUGAAGAGGAAGUUGUUCUUGGAUGGCCAAAAGGAGAGCAUCAAGAUCGGCUGAUCAAAAAUAGAUGAAAUUGAAACUAUUCUAUCGCACGGCGUAUUUGCUACCGUUGGCUUUACAUAAUACCUCGCCGAAUGUAGUCGAUGCCUUACACCUUUUAAAAAUUGCGUAGCCUAACCGGACAGAAUCCAACUGUUGAAUUACAAUAGUGCAUACAUUCACCGACCACCCGCCGCCCCAUCUCGGACGCGGUCGGUAUUAUAUAGAUACAAGCUUGGAGCAGUCAAUGCCAUUGUCUUUUCUUUUGUUUAUCGCAUAAUAGCCAUCUGAUGUUUCGUCAUAUCGAA
This is a messenger RNA of Spizellomyces punctatus DAOM BR117, 1051 nucleotides long. RefSeq lists its product as uncharacterized. The record is from RefSeq and is a predicted model, not a curated record. The transcript is spliced from 2 exons. NCBI's taxonomy places the organism in Eukaryota, Fungi, Chytridiomycota, Chytridiomycetes, Spizellomycetales, Spizellomycetaceae. Bases 48 to 761 code for a protein of 237 amino acids.